Molecule: messenger RNA, 2127 nt
Organism: Adineta steineri
Lineage: Eukaryota; Metazoa; Rotifera; Eurotatoria; Adinetida; Adinetidae
Source: the annotation of a GenBank genome assembly
AUGCUCUAUGGAAUAUUAUUAGAAAGUGCAAGAGAUGGAAUUUGUCUUGGUUAUGGAAAUCAAAUAUGGAAAAAAAUUGUUCAAGAACUUAAUUUUGAACAUGAAUCAUUUACAACACUUGGUCGAUAUGAAGAUAAUUUAGUUGAAAAAAUUGCUGAAUGUCUUGCUGAUAUACUUCACGAAGGUACACCAGAAUAUUAUAUGCAAUUUUUUGGUGAAUGUUUUGUUCGAUUUUUUACAAACUAUGGUUAUGAUAAAAUUUUACGUGUUGCUGGAAGACAUUUUGGAGAUUUUCUUCAUUCAAUUGAUCAACUUCAUGAUUCAACAAAAUUUAGUUUUCCUCGAAUGAAAUCUCCUUUAUUUCAUGUUCUUGAAGAAGAUGAACUUGGAGCUUUUCUUCAAUAUAAAUCUCGUCGUCGAGGAUUUCAACGAUAUAUUGUUGGACAAUUGAAAGAAUGUGCAUCAAGAUUUUAUAAUGAAGAUAUUUAUGUUCGAAUUCAAGAUGAUUUAUCAACAAAUGAAUGUACUCGUAUUGUAUUUCGUGUUGAUUUUAAUAAUUCAGCAGUUAAAGAAACAUCAAAACGUCUUCAUAGUAUUCCAAAUUUACCAGAUAUAACAAGUGACACAUUUUUCAAAGUAUUUCCAUUUUGUGUUUUAAUUGAUCCAUCAAUGCGUAUAAAUCAUAUGGGAAAAUCAAUUAAAAGUCUUUUUCCAGUUGAUACAGUUAUCAUUGGACGUCAUCUUGAUGAAAUAUUUCGAUUGAUUCGACCAGAUAUUGUUCUUGAAUGGAAUAAAAUGCUUAGCUAUGGUCGACAUAUUGUUUUUCUAAUGGAAAGUCGAAUACCAUUACGAUCUGAUAAAGGAAAUAAAUCUAAUGAUAAUUCAAUGAAUAAAAAACCUAAAACUACAGCAGGAAUGACAGGAAGUUCAGCCAUUCGAUUAAAAGGACAAAUGAAAUGGAUUAGCAGUUGGAAUAUGAUUGUUUUUCUAUGCCAUCCUAUAUUAUCAACAACUGAAGAAAUGAUGAAUAUUGGAUUAACACUUCAUGAUCUAAAUUUUUAUGAUGGAUCAAGUGAAAUUCUUAUAGCAGGAAUGCAACAUGCAAGACAAUUACAAGCAGCUAUCGAUAAACAACAUGCAUGGAUUUCAAAAUUACAAGAAACAAAAGUUGAAUUACAAGAAUGGCGACGUAAAGGAAAACGUCUUCUUUAUUCAAUGAUGCCACGUCAUAUAGCUCAAAUGUUACAACAAGGAAUUGUAGCUAAUUCAAUCUGUGAAUCACAUAAAUUAAUAACUGUAUUAUUUUGUUAUACAAUGGAUUUUAAAGAUGUUAUACAAAAAUUAACUCCAACUGAAAUAGUUCAAGCUGUUAAUCAAAUGGUUGUUAUUUUUGAUCAAUGUGCAGAUAAAUACGAUGUUUUCAAAGUUGAAACAAAAGCAGAUUCAUCUUAUAUGAUUGUUUCGGGUAUACAAGAACGUGCUCCACAACGACGAAUAUCUAGUAGUUCAGGAUCAAGUGUAAGAAGUUCAGUAGGUGGAGAUAGUACAGAUGAAAUAAUGACUGAUGUAAAAAAUCCACUCGGUUUAAAUCAAGCUGAAAUUCUUGCUGGACUUGCUCUUGAACUUUCGCGACAAUCAAAAAAAAUUAUUAAUAAAAUUAGUAAAGUACCAUUUAAGAUUAAAAUUGGUUUUCAUUCUGGUCCAGCAGUUGGAGGAAUUGUUGGACAUAAAAAUUAUCAAUAUUGUCUUUUUGGCGAUACUAUUAAUACGGCAAGUCGAGUGACAACAACAAGUGAAGUAGGCCGUGUUCAUUUAAGUGUAGCAUCAUGGGAAUUAUUGAAAGAUUCAAUAUAUUUUGAAACAAGUCCUCGAGGAAAAAUUCAUAUGAAGGGUAAAGGAGAAAUGCAAACAUUUUGGUUAAGUGGAACAAAAGAUGCAUAUAUUGAAUAUGCAGCUAUGUUAGAAUCAAAAAGUGAAAUUCUUGAUAAUGAUAGAUUAUCUGAUUAUCAUCCAGCAAUGUAUGAAAUAAAUUCUCGAUCAAAACCUCUUCUCAAUGUUAUUAAUAAAUUACCUUCUUCAACUGGUCAAUGUCCAUUUAGUGGGAUGAACGCAUCGACAUUUAUUUAA